Molecule: messenger RNA, 2365 nt
Organism: Poeciliopsis prolifica (blackstripe livebearer)
Lineage: Eukaryota; Metazoa; Chordata; Actinopteri; Cyprinodontiformes; Poeciliidae
Exons: 2
Coding region: 249-605 (118 amino acids)
Source: RefSeq, a predicted model, not a curated record
UCUCCUUAGUCUCACCUCCUGCAGCCUUCCUGUUAUGCAAACAGUAGAAGGAGUUGGUAUAAGGGCUAACCAGACUGUCUCAUGUCAGAGCACAGGUCAUAGGCUAGACAGUCAGCACAUACACACAGGGCUGCCAAUCUGUCAGUGGGGGAUCCCUUCCAGGGACUCCAGGGAGAGGAGCUUCAGAAAAUAGAGCCCAGGUGAUCCGGCCUUUAACUCUGAUUUCCAUCGGAUUUUAAAAGAAGUCCAUGGUGGAAGGCUCCAAGAUGAUUUUCAGACUCCCAACACUCACUCCCGGUUACAUCAGGCUGCUUCAGACCCAGGCGUUCCAUAACAUACCUGUGACACCUCCGGCCGAGAAGACCAUGCCUGGUGUGGCUAUGCUGCUGGGGGCUGUAGGGAUCGGGAUGUGUGGCUACAGCUCCAGGCAGUUGGCCCUUCACCACAGGCCCUCCACUCGUGUGCUGCACUGGGUUGGCACGCACACUGACGCUGGCGGUCCUGGUGCUGCGACACAUAGAACCGGUGUGCUGGAUGUAACCCGCCGAGCUCCCACCUCUCAGGAGAUCCCACCUCCAUCCUUUGUGGGCCAGAAAUUUCCCUAAAAACAGCUACUAUGUCAUGACUUUAGAAUAUAAAACAUUGAAGUUAAAGUUCCUGUAGCUACACUUCCUCACAACUCAGAUUGUAGCUAUGCUGGCCCGUUGCAGCUGCAGUGAGGCCCAUGUGCUCUCUGAAGAUGAGUAAGUGUAGAUACCUGACUUAACGUAAAUAAAAAACAUAAUCACAUGGAAUUCCUUACGUAGUGCAAUGGAUGUAACAAUAACUCAAACUUUAAGGUACUGACAGGACACUUUUUAAUAAGAGUGACUGGAUGAGUAUAUUACAGAUGCUGGAACUUCCCAAACUUGUGUUGAGUUUGACUUUGCGAGUCAGAUUGUUUAAUUUGAAAAUAUUUUCCCUAUUCUAAAGUUGUGGUAUUUAAAAAGCAUCAAGUUUGGCAUUGCCCCUCUUUCUUUGAGUCUUACAAAGCAGACAACUACGUUUUAGUGCUUUACCAGCACAUUGAUGCCCAUGACUUCAAUGGUAUUUUCUCUGAUCAGGUAUAGUCAGUGCAACACAGACUAUACUAUCAAUGGAGAGCGUUACUGAAGGACAAAUGUGCAACAGUUUCAAAAUAUGAAAUCCAGGAAUGUAAACUAUUCAUGCACAGCUACAUUGUGCAGGAUUACUAUUGCAGGUUUUGUGUCUGAGGCUUUGGUGUUGGCCGUCAGGCAAAGCAGAGUGGCGAUUCCUUCAGGAUAAACUGUCCUACUAGGAUUAACCUUGGUGGAAAAUCAACACACACUCGUUAUGCUAAUCUGGAAUUAGAGAGACAAAGACCUGAGGAACUCAAGCAGUUCCUAUGUGACCAAACAACGUGCCGUUCACCCUGCAGUGUCCACCAUUUCUCUGAGUCAUAAGCAGAGUUAGAAAAUAUAUAUUAAUGUUUGUUUGCUUUUUUAAUUGUGCAGACAUAAAGGGAAAAGGGGACCUGAGAUAUGUCGAGACACUGAGUGUGGUUGAGAACGUGUGCUGUGCCUUAUUGGUUGCAUGGGAUUACACUGUCUUGGCAAGAGGUGCAGAACAUUCAUAUGUGAGAACACAUAAAAAUUUUGAGAAAGUUGAUUUUAUCCAUCAGAGUGGUGAGUUGGAGCAGGUGCAAGUGUCUUAAAGCUCCACCUGUGCUUCUUCACAAUAGCGCAGCAUGUUUCCACCAAAACGGUCAUAAUCCACUCAGCAGGGGACACUGACAGCUCCAACUGGCAUCAGAUACAGAAUAAUUGCCCAGGACAGCAUCUUUUAACAGUUACAUAAUGUGAUUAUAAUGGUAACAAAUUUUGAAAAAUCCACCAGUAACAUGGAUGACAAAUCAUUUUUUGCCUGUAGUCACAAGAAAGUAGUCACAACUUGGGUGCCAUGUUCAAGCUUUGCACUCUGAGGAUUUGUGAAAUCGUUGUGGUCAUGGGCUGAAGGCUGUGUAGUGCACUUGACUGACUUUGAUAAAUCCUCACUAUACUGCAGUGUUGCACACCGAGCCCUCUGGAAACGUAUUGAUCUCAAUCAGAGUAAGAGAGGAUGCUCUUUUCCCCAUCGCAGCAAAGCUUCUCUCAGUUUUCUGCACCUUAUUACAGAAUACUGACAUAUUGUGUUGUGGCGGAUUAAAAAUGCAGGGGAUGAUUGAAGGCAUCAUAUUCAUCCUGUCAGCUUACUGUGUGUCACAAACCAGUGCUCAUUUAUAAGUGAAUUGUAGUUCAGAUCUGUUAAAUAAAGGAGAGAUGUUGUCUGUAGAAGUUCAUACUUAAUAAAUUCAUGUUGCACAAGA